This is a messenger RNA of Alternaria incomplexa, 1200 nucleotides long. RefSeq lists its product as uncharacterized. Gene Ontology annotation, cellular component: mitochondrion. Bases 1 to 1200 code for a protein of 399 amino acids. The record is from RefSeq and is a predicted model, not a curated record. Gene Ontology annotation, molecular function: transaminase activity; pyridoxal phosphate binding. The transcript is spliced from 2 exons. NCBI's taxonomy places the organism in Eukaryota, Fungi, Ascomycota, Dothideomycetes, Pleosporales, Pleosporaceae.
AUGAGCACUCUGAUCGGGCAUGGCCAUCCUGAGGUCGUGAAAGUGAUCGCGGAUCAUGCGCAACAUCUCGAUCAUCUUUUCAGUGGGAUGAUCAGUCCCCCAGUCAUCAAUCUUGCGAAACGGUUAACUGGCGUUGCGCCGGCUGGGCUCGACAAAGCUUUCUUUCUCAGUACGGGCGGCGAAGCGAACGAAGCCGCGAUCCGGCUGGCCAAAUUCUACACUGGCAAAUGGGAGAUUGUUGGUCUGGCUGCCUCAUGGCACGGCAUGACAGGCGGAUCGCUCGGUGCGCAGUAUCACGCUGGACGUUCAGGUUACGGUCCAAACAUGAUUGGGAACCUAGCACUGCCGACCCCAAACUCCUAUCGAUCGAUCUUCAGACACGCUGAUGGUACGCAUGAUUGGAAGACUGAGUUGGACUACGGUUUCGAUCUUGUAGACAAACAGUCCUGCGGCUCACUCGCAGCGGCUAUCGUUGAGCCGAUCCUAUCGAGUGGCGGUAUGCUGGAGCUUCCCCCUGGAUAUCUGAAGGCCUUGAAGGACCACUGUACCGCUCGAGGCAUGCUUCUCAUUGUUGAUGAAGCACAGACAGCACUUGGCAGAGCUGGCGAUAUGUUCGCAUUCACACACCACCCCGAGGACGAAAGCGUAGUACCGGAUAUCGUGACACUCAGCAAGACGCUUGGAAAUGGCAUACCGCUCAGUGCUGUCUUAACUUCGAACCCCAUCGCCCAGCAUGCCAAAGACAACGGUUUCUUGUUCUACACUACCCAUAUCAACGAUCCCCUUCCAGCUGCUGUGGGCGACAAGGUUCUCGAGAUCGUCAUGAGAGACGAGCUCUGCGCUCGUUCCAAGAGGCUCGGUGUCAAGCUCCAAGCAGGACUCAGGCAAUUGCAGUCACGCUACGGUUGCAUUGGGGACGUUCGUGGUCGCGGUCUGAUGGCUGGAAUGGAGAUUGUUGGCGACAGAAAGACAAAGGUCGGUGCCCCAGAAGUAGGAGCCGCAGUGUCAACAAAGAUUGCAGAGAUGGGCUUGUGGGCUCAGCUAGCCACGAUGGCUUCGUUUGGUGGAGUGUUCCGGAUAGCGCCUCCGAUCACGGUUACGGAGGAGCAGAUCGAUCUCGCCUUGUCAAUCAUUGAGGAAGCGCUUGCGACGACUCCAGGUACGAUGCCGCUCUACACUGAUGUCGCCGCGCAUUUGUAA